CACAUAUAUUAUGGCGUCUGUAUUUUAAAUUACGAGAACAGUAAUAUUUAUCUAACAAAACAAAAUGAAUAAUAAGAAAGCAAGAAGUUCGCUUAAGAAAGUGUCGAAACUGCCAGAUGAAGAGGCUGAUCAUGUACGAACAAAGCGUCGCAUCAGUUUCAGCGGCAAAAAGUUUAUACGAGAAUUUGAUACAACAGAAAAAGCGCGAGACUAUGACAACUCAUAUGAAAUAUCAGAUCACACCAAUGGAGAGGAUAGCUCAGGGCACUCCCAUGGCACAGUAGCAGCGUCUGUUUUGCAAAGUACAGCACAUCUCUAUGUGGCCGAUGAGACGGAUAAGGAAAAUGCAUCUCCCGAAGGUCUCAUAGCUGCCGUCAACAGUGCAUCAGUAUUGGAGCAGAAUUCGCGAUUCAGCGAUUUCACAUUCAAAUUGCAGACAAGCAUCAAUGUGACGCUGCUGCCGGAUGAACUAAACCGAAACCGGCGGCGCAAUGAAUCGCCACCCCGAUUGGAGCAAACGGUCAGUGACAGUUUAUCUUUGAAUGAAAUAGAACGUGAGAAGCUGAGAGAAAAUAGUGUAUACAAAAUGACAGUUUUAGAAAAAACUGUGGAUCUUAUGCCAGAAACGUUAGCUUAUGCUGGGUCGCAGCCAAAGCAUAUCGAAAAAGUCAACAUGCAAAAAACUACUAUAAUGUCUACAGACAUAAGUGUUUUACCUGAAAAGCAAACUGAAGUGAAGCAAAAGACAAUGGUAUUUGAGAACAAAGAUAUUACGUGUGACUUUAGUGAUAUUGAGCCAAAAGGGAUGAUUGAAGAUGUGCCGAAGGCAACUCAAGAGAAUUUAUCUAUGGAUAUGGCAGAACAAGACUAUAUUAACUAUUUGGCCGAUGAUUCAACGUUGUCAUCGCCUUUAAUUCCAUUAGACGUCAUUUCAGAGAACGGCAUUAGCAAGAAACUGAACUUUCGGCAAUUGAACGAUGCAUUGAAUUCUGGCCGCAUACAGCUAUUUCCCAAUGGCCCAAGAACUCCAACUACUGAUCGCAAAGGCAAUCAGCGUUUCUGGCAUGGAUUGGAACAGCAACCCAUGGAAGAGGAAGUUCCAGAUAAAGUAAUGAUCAAGCCGCGCGGAACACUCAAUUUCAAUGAGAGCAUGAUGAUGUCGCCCGCCGUUCCACAAAAGUCCGAAACAAAAGCAGACCAUGCAGAGCAACAUGUGAACGCGAAGAGCUCACUCAAUGCUAAGCGCAAUUAUCGUUUCUCUCAGGCAGACGAAUUAAUGCUGGACAACACAAAUUUUCUAGUUAAUGCCAAAAUGGGCGAUGAAACACACUCACGAAAUAACUCCAAGUGCUCAUCGAGGCGUGAAACUACAUACGAUAAUACUGCCAUGGAAUUGGAUGACCUAGAGAAGCAUGAGGCAGCGGUUGCAGCAGCUCUGGAAGGCGCAAAACUUAAGCAAGCCAUGCAUGAGCCAAUGGAGCAAGAUGAUUUCUUAAGCCCCUGCAAAAAUGUGAAGAACAAUUUGACGACGCCAGCUGUGGCUCAACAAUCCAAUCAAACACAUUUAAGAUCUCAGGAAGCAGUCGUAGCUCAACACCGCACCAAGUCAAGGCCAACAUUGCUCAUGGCUGAGCCCAUUGAAGAAGAUGAGGCUAAACCAAAUUCCGAGUCUUCAGCUCCUAAAACAAAAUUCAAUGUUCGCAGGCAAACAUUGCAUUUGGCAGAGGCCAUGGAUGAAGAUCUUGAAAUGCCAAAGCUGGAAUUGCAAUCAAAUGCAAUCAAUAAUCGUCAGCAGACAUUACAUAUGGAUGAUUUCAUGGACGAAGAUUCGUUGUGCUCAAAGAAAGAAAUUGAUGGUGCUUCUAUGAAAUUCAAUUCCAAAAAGCAAAGGCAAACAUUGCACAUGACUGAGCCAAUUGAAGAAGAGAGCGUAAGGCCACAAAAGGAAUCUCAGGCAAUGCCCGUUGUUGACAAGGAUUCCAGCAGACGUAGGCAAUCUAUACACUUACCCGAACCAAUUGAAGAGGACUCGUUUUGCGUUCCAGCUUUUGCACCAAAGGAAGUGCAUCAGAGCAAGAACAGACACACAAUGCACAUGUCCGAGCAGAUUGAAACGGAUUACGUACAGUCACGGACUGCAGCUCCUGCAGAAAUUGUGCAUCAGUACACCAGACAUCGACAAACAUUGGUCUUGUCUGAAUCCAUUGAAGAAGUUGCUGUUCAGCCGCAAAGAGAGGAACCAUUGAUGACAAAAUCCAAUGCAUUGGCACCGGAGGGCACCAGGCGUAGGCAAACAAUGCAUCUGGCUGAUCCAAUUGAGGAAGAUUCCUUUUGCUCAACUUCCACGUCUGCCGAACAACAUAGGGAAACAUUGCAGAGCAAUAAGAAAGAUGAUGUAAAACCUCAAGAAGUGAAGCCAAAGUCAGCACCUACUGAAGCAGACUCUCAAUAUGAUAGACGCAGACAAACUUUACAUCUGGCUGAUCCAAUUGAAGACGAUUCAAUGUGCCCAACAUCCACAGCUACCAAGCAGCAAAGCAAGGAAACCAAUAGACGCAGGCAGACUUUACAUCACACUGAUGACAUUGAAGAAGAUCCCUUCUGCUCAGCAUCCACAGCUGGCAAGCAGCAUAACAUUGAUGGAGGCAAUCGACGUAGACAAACAUUACUUCAGGAAGAUCCCAUAGAAGAAGAUCCAAUCUGCUCAAGAUUACAAGCUGAAAAGUCAGUUAAGGCUGCUAAGUUGGAUCUACAAUACAAUAGACGUAGACAAACAUUGCGCGUAGAUGAUCCCAUAGAAGAAGACUCCUUCAGUAUAAAAUCCACAUCAGCCAAUCAGAAUAAGCAUAAUUUACAGAGAGAUGCCACCAUGAAGGAAGAGAAGUUAAAGCAUGAGGCACCUGUCAAACAACAAUCCGCAGCUAACUUGCUAUGCGCCCAACGUAGACAAACAUUGCAUCUAGCUGAACCCAUUGAAGAAGAUUCAAUCUGCUCAACAUCCGCUGCCCCCACGCAGCAAUGGGAAGAAUGCAAUCGUCGUAGGCAAACUGUACAUCACGCAGACCCCAUCGAAGAGGAUCCAUUCGAUUCGACAGUCCCUGCUGCCAAUCAGCAUAGACAUCAACUUCGAGGAGUCGAGACAGUUGAGCAAGCAGAAAAAGAGGCAACAUCAGCUGCCUCUCUUGUUGAUAGGCGUAGGAAAACCAUUAUACAGGCUGACCCCAUUGAAGAAGAUUCCUUUAAUUUAACAUCGUUCUCUGAGAAUCUGCAUAAGCAAAAUUUACAAACAGAUGCUCCAAUUGAGGAAGGUAUAUUGGAAUCUAAGAAUGAAAUGAAGCAAGCCGUUAGCUUGAAAUGCAAUAAUCGUAGACAAACAACUCACGUGGCUGAUCCCAUCGAAGAAGAUUCCUUCAAUUUAUCACCACCCUCAGAUAAUCUACAUAAGCAUAAUUUACAGGGAGGUCCGCCAAGUAAGCAGAAUGCACCUAAGGUUGACCUGAAAUACAAUAACCGUAGAGAAACCACUCACCUGGCUGAUCCUAUUGAAGAAGAUUCCUUCAAUUUCGCACCACCUUCAGAUAAUCUACAUAAGCAUAAUUUACAAAGAGAUGUGCCAAGUAAACAGAAUGCUCCUGAAUACAAUACCCGUAGACAAACAACUCACCUGGCUGAUCCCAUCGAAGAAGAUUCCUUCAAUUUAGCACACUCUGACAAUCUACAUAAGCAUAAUUUACAGGGAGAUCAGCCAGGUAAACAGAAUGCGCCUAAGGUUGACCUGAAAUACAAUAACCGUAGACAAACCACUCACCUGGCUGAUCCUAUUGAAGAAGAUUCUUUCUGCUCAACAUCCAACGCUGUCUAUCAGCAGCAAGGGAAUGCGGGAAUUGAGAAGGAUAUCUUAAAUAUGCAGAAGGAAGUAAAGCAGUCCCAUCGGCCUAGGCAGACGUUGCAUGUGGUUGAUCCCAUGGACGAAGACUCUUUCUGUUCAAAGUCAACCGUUGGGUCGAAAGGCAAUCACUUCAGCAAAUAUAGAGCAACAAUGCUGGCCACAGAAGCCAUCGAUGUCGAUCAGAAUUUAGCUCCCACACAUACAGUUGCUCUAGCUAAAAAAGAAAGCAUCAAACAUAGACAAACUCUACUCAUGACGGAGUCCAUUCUGGAGGAGGAUAAAGCAAACGCAAACAACGACAGCAACUGCAAGCAGUUGCCCAGCGAAACAUUAAAUCUAAGUGAAGCCCUUGACGAAGUCAAGUCAUCAAAGGCGGCUGCCCAAAGCCAGCGCUUGGCAAGCAAACCAAGGCAGACACAAUACCAAGAGGAAGCCAUGGAUGUGGAGAUGUCAAAUGUGGAGUGCACUGAGCAGCGCGCCAGCAGAUCCAAGCCCAAACUGAGGGAAGCUGUGCUGAGGAACGAUCUCUUACGUAAAACUCUGGAUAAAGAAAACGUUUUUAUCAGCUCCAGCUUCGAAACGCCUGAAAUGAAGAAGAAGCGUCAGAUGUUUGCCCUUACACCAGGUCGAUCAAUGAUUGAAUUCGAAGACUUGGAGGAGGAUUGCAAGGUCAGAACUCCAGCUGGAAAAACUGCUUGCCGAUCCAUAUACCAAGCGAUGGACAUGGAGCUAGACAUGGACACAUCAAACUACGCCACGCCCGAGAAGAAAACUUCGUUCAAUGUGAAACGCCUGCCAAUACAUUUGACACCCAAUUUGCCGGAACCGAAGAAGCGCAACCUGCAGCUGCAUCUGGACAUGGAGGAGGAGAAUAUCUCGCAGCCUGAACUGGAAACAUCAGAGCAACAAGUGGAGGAAUUGGAAUAUCCAACGAAUAGGUCACGCAUUCCUGUUUUGUGCAAAAGCUUGAAUUCGCCUUGGCGUGAAACGGAGCAGCUGGACGGCACCGUGCAGAUGGUUAGAGCACAAAUGAUUCGCCAAACGGGUAGCCACGGAAUGGCAAUUCCACACUUCACGGAGCAUAAAAUGAACAAAGAUGCAACGGUCUAUGAAGAUAAUCCCAUUACCAUAUCUGAUGUGUCGAACCAUUUCAAGUCACAGCGAGAGUUGGCCAAGAACUUAGCUGAGCAGCGCCAGCAACCCAAGGAGACGUCCAUUGAGAGUCGCAACUCGAAUGAGCUGAGCAACAAGAGCUACGCUACGGCCCAUAAGAAGUUCAUAAAUCUAAGUGGGGAUACCAUAAUCUUUAACAAUAUGGAUGAUCUUAGCGACAAGUCGGACAAUUGUGAAAUUGACAAGACACGACUCAGUCUGGUGUCGACCUUGCUGGACGAGGCGGACGACGAGCAAAUUCGAGCAGCUAACAGCAGCCACAUUGACUUGGUGAACAAUGAGACAUGCCUUGGGCAGCUCGAUCCGCCAGUCGUGGCUGGAGCUGAGGAUGCGUGCAAGAAGUGCAAACAUUGCCGGCGCUCCAUGGACAGAACGAGGACACGUAGGAGUGCUGAAGAGACAUUUGAGUUGCCGGUUUGGCCGGACCUGGGCGUGCAACUUGAGCGUCUAAAGCGUCUGCGACAAAAGCCACGCAUAUCAGAUGUCCACAAGUAUUGGGAGCUCAAGAAGCUGGAAAAUAAUUCCGAAGAUGACGAGCACGAGGAGACGGAAUCGGAAUGCGAUUCACGUAACACAAGUCGCUUAAGCUUGCUGCAAAUGCAGGAGAUGUUCAACAGCAAGUGGGAGGAAUACGCACAAAGCUUGCCCAAGCCCAAGCCAGCGGAAACGUUUGCAAAGUGCUUAAAAACAGCAUUGCAUGCUGAGCUGCCCAAUUGGAUAUUUGAUUCUAAUCUGCAAAUCUAUCGUACCUACAUAUUCUCCCAUCGUAAAAUAACCACCUUUAAAAUCUAUAUGGGUUAUGAGCCGUUGGACUUGUUGGAAACCAAAAUACGCGUAGGCAACAUUCAACUAGAGUCAAAAUACGCACCUCCCUCACCUUUAAAGACUGCUUUUGCUGAGCUGUUGGAUUUUCAACUUAAACUUAAUCUGCCGCUGAAUCUGGAUAGGCUGUUGGACGGCAAUGAUGUGGCAGAUCUUGUCAAAUUUCUAAAACACAUCGAUGGAGUUUGUUUGCAAACCACUAACAUAUGCAGGAAGCUGCUCUUAACCAUAAUUACAGCAAAUGCGCGCCUAAUCAGUGAUUCGAAUCGGAUUAUCGUGAGAAAAACUGUGCGCAGAUCAGUUAAGAAAGAGGAUGAGGCAUAUGCGCGCACAGAGAGGAUCCAUUUUAAUAUUCAAAUUGGUAAUGUUCAGGAGAUCUCAUUUGAGGAUAUUUUGCAGCCGCCGCUGCAUCAAUUCGAUGAGAAGAUUCGAUUUUUGCCCAGGGGCAUAGAGUUUUUAAAAGCCUUCUUGCAGAGCCCCGAACAAUAUUUAAAACACAACGUCGACUACAAUAAAUAAUAAUCCAGUGCGGAUGUUUCGAUGAGCCAGCAAUAUAACCAAAAUAUCUUAUAUUAUAUUAUCGUCAAGAUAAAUGUAUAAUUUUAUAUAUCAAUGAUAAG
Messenger RNA from Drosophila arizonae, 6504 nucleotides. RefSeq names its product Spc105-related (gene Spc105R). The record is from RefSeq and is a predicted model, not a curated record. Lineage: Eukaryota; Metazoa; Arthropoda; Insecta; Diptera; Drosophilidae.